AUGUCAGCGCUCAGUCUGGUCGCUCUGGUCAGCUUGGUGGUUGCUGUUUCUGCCCAGCAGUUGGACGCGCACCCGCCCCAACAGCAGCACAGACACUGGGCCCAGAUCUGCAGCGGGAAUCCCGCCAACAAGAUCCGGGGCUGCGAUAGAUACGGCUGUGGCCAUUUCGGCGCUGACAGGAAGGGCGGUAAAGGAAAGCAUGGGGGCGUGGACGUCAUCUGCGCCGACGGAGCGACAGUGUACGCUCCCUUCAGCGGCCAGCUCUCCGGACCCAUCCGAUUCUUCCAUAAUGGAAACGCCAUUGAUGAUGGAGUCCAAAUCCAGGGAUCAGGUUACUGUGUAAAGCUCGUCUGUAUUCACCCCAUCCGCUACCAUGGCCAAAUCCAGAGAGGGCAACAACUCGGGAGAAUGCUGCCAAUGCAAAAAGUGUUUCCUGGCAUUAUCUCUCAUAUCCACGUUGAGAACUGCGACCACUCCGAUCCUACUCAUGUGCUUACACCUGUUGUUCCACCGUUCCCACAAGAAGACGGACGCUGGGCAGCGCUGUGCUCUGGGAAUCCUACAAACGAGAUAAGAGGCUGCGAUAGGUACGGCUGCGGAUACUAUGGCGCUCCAAGGCGCAACGGUAAAGGAAAGCACGUCGGUGUCGAUGUCAUCUGUGCUGACGGAGCAACCGUGUACGCUCCCUUUUCUGGCGAGCUCUCUGGACCCAUUAAAAUCUUCCACAAUGGAAAUGCCAUUGAUGAUGGAGUCCAAAUCAGGGGAGCAGGCUUCUGUGUAAAACUAGUCUGCAUCCAUCCCAUCAGAUACCACGGUAGAAUUUCUAAGGGACAAAUCCUUGGAAAAAUGUUGCCAAUGCAAAGAGUAUUUCCUGGGAUCACAUCUCACAUUCACGUCGAGAACUGCAAUCACUCGGAUCCUACUAGCAAUCUCGAAAGGGGGAAAGGGCAAAGAGAGUGAAAUGGAAAUUUCACAUGCAUUCCAAAUAAAUUCAACUCAGCAUCCAGAAG
This is a messenger RNA of Leptosomus discolor (cuckoo roller), 1010 nucleotides long. Its product is annotated as myeloid protein 1-like. Lineage: Eukaryota; Metazoa; Chordata; Aves; Leptosomiformes; Leptosomidae. The record is from RefSeq and is a predicted model, not a curated record.